AUGCAGCAGUGGUUGAGGGUGUCCUUGCUGCUGUGCGUCUUCGGGUUCUUCCGCGAGCUGCGCCCAUCGGAGCCGUUCGUGACGGAGUUUCUUUCCGGCGAGUGGCGCGACAUCGAGCCGGAGCAGCUGAACCGGGACGUCUACCCGAUCGGCACGUACAGUCACCUAGCGCUGCUGGUGUUUAUGUUUCUGCUCACGGACAUCCUGAGAUACAAAUCGAUAAUUAUAUUUUCCGCCUGCGUCGGUAUUGUCAUCUGGUCACUGCUGCUAUGGACGGAGUCGCUCGCUGCACUGCAGGUCGUGCAAGUGCUGUACGGUACGUACAUGGCCUCGGAAGUCGCGUACUAUACGUACAUCUACGCCAAGAUCAGCCGGGAAAAGUAUCAACAGGUGACGGGCAACACCCGGGCCGCCACCCAGCUCGGCCGCUUUCUGUCCGGCGUUAUCUCCCAGGUGCUGGUCUCCACCGGUGCGAUGAACGUGCGCGACCUGAAUUACAUUACGUUUGGCGCGCAAACAUUUUCCUUGCUGUGGUCAUUUGUGUUGCCACCGGUGAGGACGAGUGUUUACUUCUACGCCAGCAGCGAUGACGAGCAGAAAGCAGGGCAGCAGCAACAUCAGCAGCAGCUGGAAAACCGUCAGUCCGAUGGGUCCACGGUUGGAAACGGCGAGUCUGGAUCUUCCACACCCGGACCAGCCAGCGAUUUUCCACUUCCAGCCGAAACCUCCCCCGAAGCAACGCGAGAGCAGACGGAUGCGGACAAAGGCGGUGACGUGGUCAAACCGGUGGUGGUGAGCUUUUCCGCGAAGCGUGCGGUACGCCUGCUGUGGCACCAUCUGAUCGCCGCCUACCGCCAGAUACCGGUCGUCCAGUGGAGCCUCUGGUGGGCGCUGGCGAUGGCCGGUUUCAUCCAGGUGCAGGUGUACGUGCAGCUGCUGUGGCACGAGAUCGACCAGGACCAGGGCACGCUGUUCAACGGUGGGGCGGAGGCGCUGCUCACGCUGCUCGGAGCGGGCAGCGCGAUGGUGGCCGGGUAUGUCGCGAACCGCAUCUUCGAGCAGUGGGCCCUCUGGAUACUGACGGUCUGCUCCGGGCUGCAGGGUGGGCUCGUGCUGUACUCCGGCUUCGCCACCAACAUCUGGGUGGCGUACGUGCUUUACAUACUGUUUGGCGCGCUGUAUCUGUUCAUGAUCACCAUGGCCAGCGCCAUCGUAGCGAAGUACCUGGAGGAGGACAGCUUUGGGUUGAUUUUCGGCAUCAACACGUUCGUGGCGAUCGGCGUGCAGGCACUCCUCACCCUGGCCACGAUCUCCGAGCGCGGCCUGAUGCUGGAUCCCCGGGAGCAGUUCAAAGUGUACGGUGGCUACUUUCUGGUGCUAUCGGUAAUCUACCUAAUUGCCGCCAUCGUCACCGGCGUCCGGAGGUUGCUAUCAGGGGCGGCGAGUGAGGGUCAAGCGGGAGACAUGACGACGGCGUGA
Molecule: messenger RNA, 1479 nt
Organism: Anopheles coustani
Lineage: Eukaryota; Metazoa; Arthropoda; Insecta; Diptera; Culicidae
Product: thiamine transporter 1-like
Exons: 6
Coding region: 1-1479 (492 amino acids)
Biological process (GO): transmembrane transport; vitamin transport
Cellular component (GO): plasma membrane
Molecular function (GO): vitamin transmembrane transporter activity
Source: RefSeq, a predicted model, not a curated record